CAGCUAGAACAGCUGUGUGGAAAGCCUAGUUUGAAAGGCAAAAAUGUACAGUUCGUAACAUAAACAACAAAAUUCGCGUGUAUUAAAUGUAUCUCGGAAGAGUCGGAACUCGGAGUUCAAAUCGGUCGUUUUUCUUUCGAUUAAUUUUAAAUAGUUAAAUAUGUAACUCGUAAAUUAUUCCGUGUGAUUUUAUCUUUCGUCAUAUCCGUAUUAUUGUUCGCACAUGCCCGUACGUUAUCGCUCACGUAACGCCUCAUUACGAUGAAAGAAUUGGUAUGCGAUUUUUCUUGAAUCAAUUGGUUGUGAAGUUGUAUCUAACCUUACUCAUCUUGCUUUCGCAAUCGUUCAAAGUGAGCAGAUCGACACAGGAAAUAGAAGCGAAAAAUACUAUGAAAAAGCUGAAACGUGAUAACAGCAGCAGUCAAAAACCUGCCGUACCCGGUAAACCGACCAUACUACCAGCGCCGGAUAAAUCGCCGAGUGAUAAGAAAAAAUACAAAGUAGUUCGACUUCCUAAUAAUCUAACGGCGUUACUAGUGUCAGAUGGACCUGAACUGUACCAUAUAGAAGACUUUUACAAUAUAUCCGAUUCUUCGAGUAGCAGCGGCGCAUCGACGAGUGGUUCGAGCGGCGAAGAAGACGACGACGAUGAUCCGGCGUACGAAAGCUGUCGAACAUUGGAAAAUGUUAAAAACGAUAAGUUCGCCGCUUGCGCGUUAUCCAUCAACGUUGGCAGUUUCAGUGAUCCGAACGCUAUACCUGGUUUAGCGCAUUUUCUAGAACAUAUGGUAUUCAUGGGGAGUAAAAAGUACCCGAAGGAGAAUCAAUUCGAUGUUUUUAUACAGAAGCACGGCGGAUCGACGAAUGCGGUUACAUCGUGCGAAUGCACGACGUUCUAUUUCGAUUGCAACGUUCGUCAUUUGUUCAAAGCGUUGGAUAUGUUCUCUCAAUUCUUCAUUUCACCGUUGCUGAAGAAAGAGUCUAUGGUUCGCGAACGUGAAGCCGUUGAUUCCGAAUUCGACCUGGCUACUUCGUCAGAUUCGGCUCGAAUUGAACAAUUGAUCGGUACUUUUGCUUCGGAAGAGAAUCCAGUCGGUAAAUUCAUGUGGGGUAAUUCGAAAACCCUCAAAGAUCGCGUAUCCGAAGACGAACUCUACGAAUCGUUGCGGUCGUUUCAUCAGCAGUAUUAUUCGGCUAAUUUGAUGACCGUAGCCAUACUAGCCAAGUUACCUAUCGAUACGUUGGAAAAUUGCGCUCUAGAGUGUUUCACCAGCGUUCCCGAUCAUCAAGUAUCUCGUCCUACGCAUAAUAUCACGAAACCGUUAUUCGUUCACGAAAAAUUCCAUCGAAUGUAUUACGUAACAUCGGUGAAAAACGUUACCAAAGUCGUACUUAUGUGGGAAAUGCCACCGGUCGAAAGUCUCUACCAUAGCAAACCGGACGAACUAAUUAGUUGGCUCGUAGCUCACGAAGGCAAAGGUAGUUUACUAUCGUACUUGAAGAGUAAACUAUGGGCUUUAGGAUUAUGGGGCGGUAUAACCAACGACUCGGUAUACUGUAAUUCCCUGUAUUCGUUAUUCCGAAUGGAAAUCGCCCUAUCCGAAGACGGCUUCGCUCAUCUAAUGGAUGUGAUCACAGCGACGUUUAGUUAUCUGAAACUAGUUCGAGCAUCGUUACCGCAACGCAGACUGUACGACGAAGUAAAAACACUGAGCGAUUUAGAUUUCAAAUUCCAAGAAGAACAAACUACCACCGAAUUCGUCGAGAACAUAGUCGAAGAUAUGCAUUACUAUCCUUCGAAAGAUUUCCUAACCGGUCCUCAUUUGUAUUUCAAGUAUAGUCCGGAAGAAGUAACCAAACUGUUGGAAUACAUAACACCCGAAACGGUCAAUAUCAUCGUACGAGCCAAAGAAUUCAGCGAUUCCGUAGUCAUCGAUCAGGUCGAACCUUGGUUCCAGACGAAAUACGGAUCGGUGCAGAUCCCUCCGGAUCAGCUAUCGAAUUGGCAGAACGUAGAACCGUACCCGGAGUUCAAAUUACCGAGCAGUAAUCCGUUUAUUUCGAGUGAUUUUCGCAUUGCACUACCUGCCGGCAACGAAAGCAAAUACCCGACUAAAAUAAAGAAUAAUCAAUUUAUGGAAGUAUGGUAUAAAUUAGAUACUGUGUUCAAGUUACCAAUAGCCAGUAUCAAUUUGCACUUUUUAUCGCCGGCCGGAAUGAGUACGAGUAAAUCAUUAGUAAUGCUGGAUCUGUUCGUUGGUAUGAUCACAUAUAUACUGAUGGAAGAUACGUAUCCGGCCAAUUUAGCUCAGUUAUAUUACGCUAUCGAAGUUUCGCCCAGAGGCGGUGUUCUGGUAAAGAUGAAAGGAUUCAAUCACAAAUUACCCAAACUGCUCGCCACUGUGAUCGAUUGUAUGAAGAAUUUCUCCAAAGAAUUCAACGUCAACAUGUUCAACACUCUAAAAGUCGAACUAAAGAAAACGUAUCGUAAUACUUUGCUGAAACGAAACAAUCUCGUACAAGAGUUACGCUUCACCGUCAUCGAAGAACCGUAUUUCAACACGAGCGAAAAAUACGGAGUCGUUUCGCACAUACACGAAAAAGAAUUCGUCGCUUUUAUCGACAGCUUUCUCGGUAACUCGUUCGUCCAAUGCUUAGUUCAAGGCAACAUCUCUCGCGAAAACGCCAUCAACGUUUGUCACAACAGCGUCAAGAUGUUCAACUCGAAACCAAUCGCUAAGAAAGAUCUACCCUACGUGCGAAUCAGACGUAUACCAGUCGGUCAAAAAUGCGUUUUCAUGAGAACAUUCAACGAAUUAGACAGCAACUCGGUAACAGUUAACUACUUCCAAUGGGGUAACGCUAACAUGAUGCAGUACGUUAAACUAGAGUUAUUGGUCAAAUUGAUGGAAGAGAAGGUAUUCAACGUUCUGAGAACGCAAGAGCAGCUCGGUUACGAAGUUUACUGCACGUUUAGGAAUAAUUUCGGUAUCAUCGGCUUCACCAUAACCGUCCAUUCGAGUACAUCGAAAUUCGAAACGUCCUACGUCGAAGAACGUAUUUCUCUAUUUUUAGACGAUUUCUCCAGCUCUUUAAAUAACUACAAACACGACGAAUUCUACAAAGAGCGCGAAGCCUUGAUUAAAACCAAAAGCAUCGUGUACGAUAAUCUGAAACAGGAAGUCGAUUACAAUCUACACGAGAUUAUCAUGGAAGAAUACGUAUUCGACAGACGCUGGAAGGAAAUCGAUUGGCUGCAUAAAGUAUCCCUAUCCGAUAUCAAAGCGAUGUUGACGUCAAUUACGAAAAAAGGCAGUGAUCGAAAUAGAAGACUGACUAUUCAAGUCAUCGGUAACAAAGCCGAUCCUCCUACCAAUGUCGCCUUAAUGGAUGACCAAGCGUUUGAUUUUCGAUUACUCGAAGGAGAAGAAAAUUUAAAAAAUUAUUACGUCAAAGAAAUCAAAACUUUCAAAUCGAAUUUAUUCCUGUAUCCUAAAUCGAAAAUAAUGAACGGUAAAGUUCCCAGUAUACGGUGACGAAAAACUACUCGCGAUAAUCGCCAUCGCCGCCGUUAUCUACGAAAAAGAUAAUGUGUCGAUGAUCGCGCCUAAAUUCAUACACGAGUCGAUGUUUUAUAUGUACGAAGAUGACUAUGGUAUUCGAAAUUUUUGUACGUUCCUUCGUAAUUGUGUGCGUUUUAUUGGCUACGCUCCUUAUUCGGUUACAAUUGUUCAGCGAUUCGAUCAACAUACUCAUUCUAUGAAGCUGUGUUCAAAACUCGAAUAAAAUUUUUUGUCAAUUUUGAGCUACCUAGUCUAAUGUAUGUUUCGCAUUUUUUUCUUUUUUUUUUGUAUGCGUUUAUAUUAUUCGAAAUCGCUAAAUAAACGUGCUAUUUGUUUCGAA
Molecule: messenger RNA, 3903 nt
Organism: Planococcus citri (citrus mealybug)
Lineage: Eukaryota; Metazoa; Arthropoda; Insecta; Hemiptera; Pseudococcidae
Product: nardilysin-like
Exons: 2
Coding region: 276-3536 (1086 amino acids)
Biological process (GO): proteolysis
Molecular function (GO): metal ion binding; metalloendopeptidase activity
Source: RefSeq, a predicted model, not a curated record